This is a messenger RNA of Penicillium bovifimosum, 789 nucleotides long. RefSeq lists its product as uncharacterized. The transcript has a single exon. The coding region runs from base 1 to 789 and encodes 262 amino acids. The record is from RefSeq and is a predicted model, not a curated record. NCBI's taxonomy places the organism in Eukaryota, Fungi, Ascomycota, Eurotiomycetes, Eurotiales, Aspergillaceae.
AUGGCUCAUAAGAAGAAGCAUAAGCGGCCGAGGAAUAAGUCUAGACAUGAGCCCAGCAGACAUGAACAGGGCCCAUCCCAUCAGCAACCCACGACAGUAACUAUCAAUAUGACACCUCAAGAUUUCCAAUUUCCGGGUGCAUAUGUGAUGGUUCAGCCUGAGCCCGGUAUCCUCGCCGAGCACAUUUCUUUAUACAAGGGCAAGGCACAUCUUAAAUUGAGGCAACCGGGUGAUAUCAUUGAGAGUGAUGGGAGGCUCCACCUAAGCACACUCAGAACACCUCCCGACGGAGAUUUCAACUGGAAUUUUAAUGCUCACUACUGGACUGCGGACAAGGACACGGCUGAGGAAUAUCGCAAAUGGGCAGAAAGGAGAUGCCCUACAGCGGAUACCUGUAUCAUUCAUAUACAGGUUCCGAAAUCGUUUAUCAACAGCCUCCGCAGGGAGAACCUGUGGUAUUCUCCUAACUGGAAAGAAUACAUCUGGACAAGCAUAAGAGAGGAAAUGCCCCACCCGAAAUUCGACUAUCUCUGGCAGCCUGGGCAAGCGGAUAUUGUCACGGGCCCUAUCUGUUCUACCAUCAACAGACAGAUCGUCCGCAUCCGCAAAGAAAACAUCCAGAGUCGCAUCACUGAGGACCACGUGAUGCGAUUGCCGUCUGGCAAAAAGGCAUCUCAAUGGGUAUUCCGCCAAGGCCAUACCAUCAAUCGGUUAGCCGAGCAGAUUCGAGGGAAGAUGCAUUUUACUAUUUUCGAAGCCGCGGCGCGUUCCUCCCUGACUACGGUCUAG